CGUUGUUUAUUUCUUCAAGAAUUUGAAGAAGAUGUAUGUAAAGUAACAAUAAUAUACAAAAUGGAAGUUGAAAAAAUAUAUUGUGCAAGCACACCUAAUCUUGUAUGGGAAAGAAUUUUUAGCGAACAAGGAACAAAAGUUGCCAAAUUAAAAACAUUUACUGGAAGAAUGCUAUUUGGAAUUGAAAACACUAUAACACAACGAUUGAUUCAGACUCUAAAACUUCCUUCUUGUUCAUUGAGUGAUUGGAAUAAUGAUGUGCUUAUGGAAGAAGUUUAUUCUUAUCAUCUCAAGCGACGAACAAUUAGUAAUGUUGAUUGGCGCAAGUUUCUAAACAAGUGGAAGGAGCAGGAAACGAUAAUUGAAUUGCAUAGUAAUCUAAAACAAUUAUAUCCUUUAGAUCAUAAAUUUAGCGAACGUGAACUAAAUGCUUGGAGAAUAAUGCUUCGCAAUAUAGGAUGUCAUGAUGUAACACCUUUUUUAAAACAGGAUUCAAAG
Funneliformis caledonium is the source of this 498-nucleotide messenger RNA. Lineage: Eukaryota; Fungi; Glomeromycota; Glomeromycetes; Glomerales; Glomeraceae. The record is from the annotation of a GenBank genome assembly.